Molecule: messenger RNA, 615 nt
Organism: Brassica napus (rape)
Lineage: Eukaryota; Viridiplantae; Streptophyta; Magnoliopsida; Brassicales; Brassicaceae
Product: keratin, type I cytoskeletal 9-like
Exons: 1
Coding region: 1-615 (204 amino acids)
Source: RefSeq, a predicted model, not a curated record
AUGCAGACGAGAAGCUCCGGUGGUGGCUCGGUGAAGAAGAGAAGCUUCGGUGCUGGCUUGGUGAAGAAGAUAAGCUACGGUUGUGGCUCGGUGAAGAAGAGAAACUACGGUUGUGGCUCGGUGAAGAAGAGAAGAUAUGAUUGUGGCUCAGUGAAGAAGAGAAGCUACAGCUCGAUGCAGAGUAGUAGCUCCGGUGGUGGCUCGGUGAAGAAGAGAAGCUCCAGUGGUGGCUCGGUGAAGAAGAGAAGCUCCGGUGGUGGCUCGGUGAAGAAGAGAAGCUACGGUUGUGGCUCGGUGAAGAAGAGAAGCAAUGGUUGUGGCUCGGUGAAGAAGAGAAGAUACGGUUGUGGCUCGGUGAAGAAGAGAAGCUACGGCUCGAUGCAGAGGAGUUGCUCCGGUGGUGGCUCAGUGAAGAAGAGAAGCUCCGGUGGUGGCUCUUUGAAGAAGAGAAGCUCUGGUGGUGGCUCGUUGAAGAAGAGAAGCUAUGGUGGUGGCUCGUUGAAGAAGAUAAGCUACGGUGGUGGCUCGAUGCAGAGGAGUAGCUUCGGUGGUGCCUUAGUGAAGAAGAGAAGCUCCGGUGGUGGCUCGGUGACAAUCUACGGCAUGCAGUGGUAG